Fukomys damarensis (Damara mole-rat) is the source of this 1704-nucleotide messenger RNA. It is a transcript of the gene Spata17, whose product is annotated as spermatogenesis associated 17. Gene Ontology annotation, molecular function: protein binding. Gene Ontology annotation, biological process: spindle organization; mitotic cell cycle; establishment of meiotic spindle localization. The coding region runs from base 386 to 1654 and encodes 422 amino acids. The record is from RefSeq and is a predicted model, not a curated record. Gene Ontology annotation, cellular component: spindle pole. The transcript is spliced from 11 exons. NCBI's taxonomy places the organism in Eukaryota, Metazoa, Chordata, Mammalia, Rodentia, Bathyergidae.
CCAGGAGCCUGGCCUGGAGGCUUAGGCCCGAGAACAGACUCCAACUACUACAGCCUCGGUGACUUCCACAGAGCGGUGCAGCAUUUUGAGAAGAGCUUCCGGAAGCGGCCACGAGGCGGAAACCGGAAGCUGGACGCAACCAUUACUUCCUCCCGCACUGCUUUCCUACUUUUAGUUUCCGCUUUUCUCUCAUAAAAGAGACAAAUAAAAAUAAAUUAAACCUUCCGCGGCUAAAAGUUCCUAAUUCUAUUUCUGGUAUUCUUAAAACCUAAUCGUCGUGGAAGAAAAGAAAAAUUAAAAAGUGGACCCCCCCAAACUGGAUAAUGGUUCCGCCUAGUUGCCACGGAGACGAGAGCAACACCGGCGGAGAGCUAGGCCGGACUGCAUGGCCACGUUAGCCCGGCUGCAGGCUCGCUCGAGUUUUAUAGAAAAUCAGUACUACUUUAGAAACAGUGUUGUGGAUGCAUUUAGAAAAAAAGAGAAUUGUGCAGCAGUUAAAAUCCAGAGCUGGUUUCGGGGGUGCCAAGUCCGAGCAUACAUCAGGCAUUUACACAGAGUAGCAAUAAUUAUUCAAAAAUGGUGGAGAGGUUACUUAAGCAGAAAACUCUAUCAACUUAAGGUGGAGGUAGCGUAUUAUACUAUGAAGAUGGAUCUCUACAAUGCAAUGGCUGUCAGGAUUCAGAGUCGGUGGCGAGCCCAUAAAGUUCGGAAAUACUGCUUUAAUUAUUUUUAUUAUAAACAAUACUUGAGAGCUGUUUCAGAAGCCAAUGAAACAAUUAGGGAGAUCCUGCAGGAGUACGCGGAGAGUCAAGAAAGCGAAGAGAAGAAGGCUAAGCUGGAAAGGGAGGAGAAGCGGAGGGAAGAGGACACCCGGAAGACGCAUUACCUCCUCAGCACGAAGCAGAUUCCAGGUAUAUACAAUUCACCAUUCAGAAAAGAGCCGGACCCUUGGGAGCUACGGCUGCAGAAGGCAAAGCCUCUGGUCCCUCGGAGACGGAGAGUCCAGCAGGAGCACUGCCCGGAGCUGACCGCCUGGCUGGCCUGCACCAGCGUCCGCUCUUUCCCUCGGCCCGAUGGUCUGCCUCCGAUCACUACGAAGCCCUGCCAGGGGCCCUUCCGAAAUAUCAACGAAGUAUUAGAGCAACGCUACAAACCUUUGGAGCCCACACUGCGAGCGGCACAACCCGUGGAUGAGUUGAAGCGGGCCAGAGAGGAGUUCCGACGACAAGAGCGGGUGCGAAACAUCAGUGACAAAAUGUUUCUGCCAUUUUCUUCCCACCAUAAAAAAGAAAACUAUAUGCCAUCCCUGCUUUCCUCAAGCAAGUACAACCCCGGUUCCUGCAGAAAACAAGACUUCCGGAGUGAAAACCCCAGGAGAUGGGUCUGCGACAAGUCUGCAAAGAAAAAUUCUGCACCUCCGGAGAGCAGCUGCCGCCCAUGUCUUAUUCAUCGUGCGUUGCCGGACCACGUCUCCCGAGAUCACACAGGUCAUGGGGCAUCUGGGAUUUCUGGAGGAGAACUAGCCGCACGCCCAGCCCCUCGCCUCGGGCCCUCUCGCGUCCAGACACCGGGCACCAUGCACUCUUGUCCAAGUGAGGUGCUGGGACAGAGCAGGAAACAGACAAAAGACCUGAUUCAAGGGUGUCCAUCCUGAGCUGGGGAGGACAGAAAACAAAGUGGAUGGCUAGGCUACAUCACAUCACA